AUGGAGGACGAUGAUAUUUGCCUACCGGCCGAUACCAUGGCCAUUUUGCAACAAUUUCUGGCCGAGAAGGCCCAGCGGGAGCAAGAAGAAAUGGAAAAGGUGCAACAAAAGGCUGGCAAAGAUACCGAGUUCGAAGAGGAUUGGCAACUAAGCCAAUUUUGGUAUAGCAACAAAACCAAACAGACCUUGGGAUCUGUGGUAUCACAACUGGUCGAGGCCGCUGAUGGAAACUCCAAAGACUACAAAGUUGCCUUGCUAUCCUGCCCUUCAUUAUAUGGUACCAUAAAGGAAAUACAUGAGAAUGUCAACAUUUUCGAAUACGACAAACGUUUUUCGGCCUAUGGCGAUGAUUUUGUAUUCUAUGAUUUUAAUGAGGCAGAUAUUCCCGAUUAUUUACAACAUCUAUGGCAUUCAUAUGAUUUCAUUAUUGCCGAUCCACCUUUCCUGUCCGAGGAGUGUAUCACGAAAAUAUCGAAAAUUAUAAAAAAUCUGCUCAAACCCAGUGGGAAAAUUAUUUUCUGUUCGGGUGAAGUGGUGGAACAGUGGCUGGUGCCCAGUCUGCCGGGUGUGAAAAAGUGCAAUUUUCAUCCAGAACAUGAACGUAAUUUGGGUAAUGAAUUUGUCUCCUAUGCCAAUUUCAAUUUGGAUGAUUUUAUAAAAACGUAAUAAAAAUUAGAGAAUUAAAAAAU
Molecule: messenger RNA, 689 nt
Organism: Musca vetustissima
Lineage: Eukaryota; Metazoa; Arthropoda; Insecta; Diptera; Muscidae
Product: protein-lysine N-methyltransferase CG9154
Exons: 3
Coding region: 1-666 (221 amino acids)
Biological process (GO): methylation
Molecular function (GO): protein-lysine N-methyltransferase activity; nucleic acid binding
Source: RefSeq, a predicted model, not a curated record